Messenger RNA from Sphaeroforma arctica JP610, 912 nucleotides. RefSeq lists its product as hypothetical. Gene Ontology annotation, molecular function: protein binding. NCBI's taxonomy places the organism in Eukaryota, Ichthyosporea, Ichthyophonida. The transcript has 4 exons. The record is from RefSeq and is a predicted model, not a curated record. The coding region runs from base 1 to 912 and encodes 303 amino acids. Gene Ontology annotation, cellular component: nucleus; cytoplasm.
AUGACAGCCACUGCAUUAUGUCUCGACAAUAUCUGGCAAGUGCUUAUCUUCAUAUGUGCUAGAUUCAAGCUUUUAGUAGCUAGGUCAAACAAACAGACGGUAAAGAAAUCAACCCAUUUAAAUGAAAUCAUAAAUAUCAACUGGAACGAUGAUUCUACGAAUAAUGAGACCUGCCUGUUUGCGGCCGUAAGAAAUGCUCUGCCCGGUGUGGUUGAUACUGUAAUUUCGCUAGGAGCUGAUGUAAACCACAAAAAUAGCGUUGGAGAGACUGCCUUGCACAUUGCCACACAGGGUGGAAAGGCUGAAAUAAUUGAAAGGCUAGUUUCUGCGGGUGCGAGUGUGGAGCCGGGAGAUACCUACGAGGGCAAGUCACCUCCACAUUUGGCAGCCUCUAGCGGACACGUAGGUGCCGUGUUCGCAAUACUAGGUCACGGUGCAAAUCCCAGCAAACCCGAGCGAAUGCACGGCCGCACCCCCCUGCACGAAGUAGUGCGUAAGAGAAAGAAGCUCGUACCAGAGAAAGUCACUCGUGGCAUGCCCAGUCGAACAUCCUCUACUUCACAACUCGAGACCACAAGCGAAAAUUUUGGAAGCAAUUCUAGUAUAAACAGCAUCGCUUCGAGUAUAUCUGGUUGCCAUGACGACGAUGUGUGGGCGCAGUGUGCGCGUGCGUUGAAACAACAUGGCGCUGACUUAUAUGCAAAGGAUAUCGAGGGCAAAACACCUUUGCACUAUGCUAAGGAGGGUUUUGGCGAGGCUAAAAAAGCUGGGAGAAAGAAAUUCUGGCAUGAUCUCCUGACAAUAUUGUGUCCCGCUAAUGAAACGGAAGUUGGUAACAAGAAAGAGAGCAACUUCACAAUAAAUGAGAAGGAUAGUGCGUACCUAUCAACGAGCGUGGCUACUGCGAAGUAA